Messenger RNA from Lachancea nothofagi CBS 11611, 660 nucleotides. The record is from the annotation of a GenBank genome assembly. Lineage: Eukaryota; Fungi; Ascomycota; Saccharomycetes; Saccharomycetales; Saccharomycetaceae.
AUGGCAAGCAAAAAAGGGCCCGAAAAGUUGAGCGAAAAGACAGCACAAUACAAGGGUAGCGCAGCCGAAGACAUCAUUGAGAGUUACUUAAUUGAACAGUAUAGACCGUUUGCGGUUAAUGAUAUCGUGCAGAAUCUGCACAACAAAAUGAGCAAGACUAAUGCCGUUAAGGCUUUAGAAAGUCUAGUCAAGCAACAGCGCAUAACAUGUAAACUGUUUGGAAAAAUUGCGAUCUACGUUUGUAAUGAACAGGAACUAAGUAUGGAAUUAGCCGAACUUGGGGAAAAUGUGUCGCUGAUGUCUGUAAUGCAACUACGGGAAGAAUUGAUCCAGAUUGAAAAGGAUAGAGGCGACAUUACAGGACAACUACAAAAUAUGGUGAAAAAGCCGCUCAACAGCGACCUUCCUUUGCUCAUUGAAACACGAAGGCAGGACAUUGCUGGAAUCGAGCAAGAUCUUCAAGAUUUAACAGUAAAUUGGAAACCUGAAAACGAACACAUAAUUGAAACUAUCAAGGAAUAUGAGCGCAAAAUCGGCAAAGAGACUACUGCAAGAAAGAGGAUUUUAGCUUCAGCUGUUUCUUUGGUCAAGGAGGCAAUGUCAAUCAAAAAUUUGGAUGAAUUUCUCGACGAUUUGGGCUUUGAGAAAAAUCUCGACUAA